Nicotiana tabacum (common tobacco) is the source of this 1804-nucleotide messenger RNA. RefSeq lists its product as uncharacterized. NCBI's taxonomy places the organism in Eukaryota, Viridiplantae, Streptophyta, Magnoliopsida, Solanales, Solanaceae. The record is from RefSeq and is a predicted model, not a curated record.
GAAACUGUCUCAGCAUUUUCACUCAGAAAAAGUCAGAGAGAAGUCUCACUUUGCUAAAAAUGGCGUUUUUGAAACUGCUAUUUUUCUCCUUCCUCUUUCUUCACAUUUUCUUAACAAUUUCAUCAAAUGGAGUUGCUGCUGAUCCAGAACCCAUUAUUGUUGAAGAAAGCGACGUCGCUUCAGAUUCAGAUUCAUCUAUCAGACUCCAACUUGACCAACUCAACUCCAAGAUUUCCCUUUUAGAGUCCCGCAUUGACGAGAGCACUGCUGAACUGAGAAGGAAGGAUGAGAGAAUCAAGGAGCUGGAAAAGACGAUUGACUUGAAAUUAGCCAAAUUGGCUUCUCUGCAAAGUGAACUUCAGUUUCUUCAGGAAAAAGGAUCUUUGAAUGCAAACGAGCUGGUUGCUAAGGCUAAUGUGCGCGCCACUGAACUUGAGCGCCAGAUAGAUGUUCUUAGAAGGGAUAUAGAAGCACAAAACAAGAAGAAAGAUACGCUGGAGACCAGUACAAAUGUAGCAGAGGAGAAAAUACAGGAACUGAAUCUUAAACUUGAAAGGCUACAAAGGAUAAAUGAGGAGCAGAAUGCUAGAAUCCGUAAAACCAAACGCGCUCUUCAAGUGGCAGAGGAAGAAAUGAUGAAGGUCAAAUUGGAGGCUUCUUCUGUUUCGAAGAAGCUUGAGGAGGUUAAUGAAGGAUGGCUUCCACCUUGGCUUGUUGUUCAUCUUGUACUCUUUCAGUCAAUUGUUACGACUUACUGGAAUGAGCAAGGAAGACCAGCUUUGGAUCGGACCAUAGAAAAGGCCCUGGAAACCAAAUCUGAAGUGGUAAAGUUGGUGGAGCCUCAUAUUCACUCAUUUAGAACAAAAUGGAUCCCUGCUAUGAAAGAGCGGUCAGUGGAAUUUGCUCAUGAUGCCGGACCUCAUUUACAGAAGCUUAAGACUAAGACAAUUAACCUUUAUCAUACAUCCAAGACGUUUGUGGAACCUCAUAUUGUGAAAGCACAGGAGGUCAUCCAGCCCUAUGUUGAGGAAGCUAGGAAGUUCACAGGCCCUUAUGUUGACCAAGUUUCACUGGUGAUGAAACCUCAUAUUGAAAACGCAAGGAUUGUCUUGCAACCUUAUGGGAAGAAAGUGCAUCGCCAUUAUAGGAAGGUCAAGAAAACCGUCAGUUUAUAUCACCGCCAGGCUCAAGAAAACAUACAUCACUUGCUGAAGAAUCACGACAUCACCAAGCCAUAUGCUACAAAGGAGUUGGCUUGGUAUCUGGCCGCAGCUUUGCUGGCCUUACCUGUGAUCUUUCUUCUUAAUUUGGCGUCAGAUUUUAUGCGUAAGAAGCCAAAGAAGCAUUCUCAUAGACACCAUCAUAAAAGCCACACACGUCGUAGGGCUAAAAGAGCACAUCCUGACAAAUGAAGUUCUAUGCUACAACUCUAUGUAUUCCAAUUGAGUUGAAGAUCGCAUGUUUCAGUCUCCCACACACAUCAAUAUCUAGGGGGUCGGAUAUCCUGGACUGUGAGAUGCUAAACACAAUAUUCGAAGAUUUUUGGAUAACGAAUUAGAAAGGUUGGGCCUUAGCAAAUAUUAAAUUCUUACACACAAAUAGUCUGCACUCUGCAGUUUGAAGAUGUAGAAAUCCAAAUCCAUGUGAUCUGAAGGAUUAGGCUUAAUCUGAUGAAUUAUCUCCCUUUCUCUUUUUGUUCUGUAAUGAGAUUGUAUUUAUUCCCUAUGCCAGUGAAAACAAAUAUUGAGAUCACAGUAUUUUGAUUGACACUGCAAUACAUUGGGUACAUUUUGUUUUCCCAUUA